Messenger RNA from Condylura cristata (star-nosed mole), 1497 nucleotides. It is a transcript of the gene METTL1, whose product is annotated as methyltransferase like 1. Gene Ontology annotation, cellular component: tRNA methyltransferase complex. The transcript is spliced from 6 exons. The record is from RefSeq and is a predicted model, not a curated record. The coding region runs from base 1 to 852 and encodes 283 amino acids. Gene Ontology annotation, biological process: RNA (guanine-N7)-methylation; tRNA methylation. Gene Ontology annotation, molecular function: tRNA (guanine(46)-N7)-methyltransferase activity. Lineage: Eukaryota; Metazoa; Chordata; Mammalia; Eulipotyphla; Talpidae.
AUGAAGGGCGCAUCCCCGGAACUGGGGGCAGGGCUGCCGGGCGGCAAGGAUGACAUCAACACAGGCCUGAAGCCCCGACAGCUGCAGCCUGCCAGGGAAGAGGGGCCGGAGGCCCCGGAGGCCAGCGCAAGCCCUGUGAAGCCAGAGGAGAUGGACUGGUCCGAGCUGUAUCCAGAGUUCUUCACGCCACCAGCUCAAGCCCAGAGCCACGAUGACCCGAAGGAUGAGAGCGGGAAGGGCGCUCGGGCCCAAGUGGAGUUUGCAGACAUAGGCUGCGGCUACGGUGGCCUGUUAGUGAAAUUGUCGCCGCUGUUCCCGGACACGCUGAUCCUGGGUCUGGAGAUCCGGGUGAAAGUCUCAGACUACGUCCAAGACCGGAUCCGGGCCCUGCGAGCGGCGCCCGGCGGCGGCUUCCAGAACAUCGCCUGUCUGCGCAGCAACGCCAUGAAGCACCUGCCGAACUUCUUCCACAAGGGCCAGCUGACGAAGAUGUUCUUCCUCUUCCCCGACCCGCAUUUCAAACGGACGAAGCACAAGUGGCGAAUCAUCAGCCCCACGCUGUUGGCAGAAUACGCCUACGUGCUGAGAGUUGGGGGCCUGGUGUACACCAUAACCGACGUGCGGGAGCUGCACGACUGGAUGUGCACCCACUUCGAAGGACACCCCCUGUUUGAGCGUGUGCCCCUGGACGAGCUGAGUGAAGACCCCAUCGUGAGGCAUCUGGGCACCGCGACAGAGGAGGGAAAGAAGGUGCUACGCAACGGAGGAAAGAACUUCCCUGCCGUCUUCCGAAGAACAGAGGACCGCGGCCUCCAGGCGGCCACCCCCAGCCCCGCCCCUCCUGCCCACUAGCUGCGUCCCUUGCCUGAGCUGCGCCCCGCCGUGCGGGACCAAGAUCGGGCCCUCUGGACCUGUCUGCUGAGCUGCUGGGCCCAGGGAGGCGCUGCCUCGCCGAAGCUGGGGCCUGGGAGGGCGCAGCCCUGAUGUGCACACCCCUCCACCGCCAGCAGCGGCCAGAGGAGACUGGGGGGGUCAAGAGACCUUCGGAGCCCUGUGGGAGGCUGUGGGCUUGCUGUCCCACAGAAACCCUCCCUGGGCGGCCUCCGCGCCCGCCUGCACGGCCAGAAGAGGCCGCGGUGUGGGUCACGGGCCUUCGCCCUGCCCAGGACCUGACCUGGGGAAUCUGAGCUAUCUCUGGAGAGUGCCUGGGAGGUGGGGGAUGAACGCCCUGUCCUCCUGCCUGACCCACCCUCCACGCCAGAAUCCAGUGGCACAGUGCCCAGUGGGCCUGGGGCAGGAGUGGGCAGCGCUGUGCGAGGCAUUCUGACACUGCAGGUGGGAAGGCGCUGCUGACCGGACGCCCACCCGAGUCAGCUGGAGGUUCCGGCACUCGGGCCUACUCCACCCUGAAACCUGGGGGUCUCUUCCUCCUUCCCUCCCCUCCUGUUGGUACAACCUGAACUUCUCUAAUUUAUAAAACGUUCCUUUGUGUCUGCU